Messenger RNA from Lampris incognitus (smalleye Pacific opah), 6158 nucleotides. Its product is annotated as amyloid beta precursor protein binding family B member 2-like. Lineage: Eukaryota; Metazoa; Chordata; Actinopteri; Lampriformes; Lampridae. Gene Ontology annotation, molecular function: amyloid-beta binding; transcription factor binding. Gene Ontology annotation, biological process: regulation of DNA-templated transcription. The transcript has 18 exons. Bases 407 to 3175 code for a protein of 922 amino acids. The record is from RefSeq and is a predicted model, not a curated record. Gene Ontology annotation, cellular component: nucleus; cytoplasm.
CGUUGUCAUUCACCGUGAUAACGUGUAAUUACGGUUGUUAUUAGCGUGUAGUAAAGUGUAAGGAAUUGUUUCCCCGACAAGCCGCGCAGAGAAGUGAGGAGGAGCGUUUGCUUCCGGAGCAGCGUCGCCCGGUUCCCCACGGAGAACAGCGGCAUCUGGGAAGGGAAGGAGGUGCGGAAACAAGCCGAGGGAGAGAGAGAGAGGGACGGAGAGGAGGAAAAAUAUCACGCAGCAGUAACGUGAAAACACCGGAGGAAACUGGUUCCCUUUAUAAAGGCUUGCAGCUCAUUGAGCAGAGUGGUACUGUCGGCAUGGAUGCUCUCCAUCCUGCAGUUUUCCCACAAUCCCUAACUCUCUGAUCUGCAGCUGCGGCCCUUGAACCCUGUAACGUGACCAGCAGCAGUCCAUGACUGACCACCUGUCAGUGGACGAUUCUUGUGCCAUGAUGAUGUCAGUGGAUGUGACCAAUCAUAAUGGCCCAGCUGCCAGUCCUCCAACAUCACUCAGUCUUCGCUCUUCCCACAAUCAGCUGCUCAGCGGUGAUGUCAUCAAACAGGGCUCUGCCACACCUCCAAAGUGCCGCAAGAAGUAUGCACUCACCAGUAUCCAGGCUGCCAUGGGCCUUGGAGAAGGAAUGCCAUCUACGUCAUCACCGCCAUCGUCUUCAUCACCUCAGUCAUCAACUCCCAACAACCCCAAACUAGCAAAGAAUGGGAUGAACCAGCUCCGUAAAGCUGGCCAGGAUCACAACAAAAACACAACCGGCCCUGACUCCACUGUCUCUGAACCUAACACAACAGCAGUUGCAGACGACCUUAAUGUAAACUCAGCUGUGGAGCAUGAUAGUCACGACCUGACCAACAACGACCGAGACGACCGAGAUGAUGUCAUCCAACUAGACCACAGCCCUCACCCUGAACCAAACACCAAGUCAGAUCUCGAUCAAAAAAUAGAGUCAGAUGUAGACUGUAAUACCAACAGGUCUCUGGAGAUCAAGCUAAACUCCAACACAACAAGUUUGGGCUCUGAGGUGAACAUUGAGACAGAGGAGGGCGAUGAUAUCAGCAUCCUGUCUGAGAAAGAAGUGUCAAACAUGAAGAUUGAAGAUGAGGACGACAAUGUAUUGGAACAGGAUGAGGAGGAGAAAAGGCCAUUGCUGAUGAUAACAAGUGAGAGUCCGAUGAAGAACAUAAAAAUUCCUUCAGGCCAGGGACUCGCUUCUGAUCUCCACCCAACCCUCAAACUCCUUAAGUCGGCCAAAGAGCUUGGGGUGCCUCCUCCUCCCUCGCUGCCCAGACAGGCAAGCCCUGAGGACACUCCACUGCUCUCUGUGGCCUCCUGCUCCUCCUCCUCCUCUUCUUCCUCCUCUCCGGAGACAAAGAAGGACAGGCGGACUGGAGCAAAGACAGACUGUGCUUUAAACCGCAUUCAGAACCUGAACCCGAGUGAUGAGGAGUCCAGCUGGACCACAUUGUCGCAGGGGAGCAAUUCCCCAGAAGAGACAGAUAUUUGGAGUGAGCAGUCAUUUCAGACAGACCCAGAUCUUCCUCCAGGAUGGAAGAAGAUCACAGACAUGGCUGGUAUCUACUACUGGCACAUUCCCACAGGCACAACACAGUGGGAGAGGCCGGCCUCACGUCCUCCUGCUGGGCACACAGAGCCAGAGGCCCUGGGCAAUGACACAGCCUCCACACCAUGCAAGCACUCCGUGGGCUCUCUCAGCCCCUCGCCCACUCCUGACCAUGAGUCCUCCCAGGCAGAGGUGUUCUUCGUGGCUUCAACCCGUUCGGGCAGCACCACCUCUGACAGUUCAGUUGAGCCCAUCUCCACUCAUGAGCCCACUUUGCCCACAUGCGGAUUUGUCAACAGCUGCUACUUUCCUCGUUCCGGCUCUCUACAGGGGAUGACUGACCAGGAGUGGCAUUGUCAGCACCAUGAAGAUGAAGACAAGAAACAGGUGUGGAGUAAUUUUGGCGGAAAGAUUGAUAGUGAGGUUUGGAAGGACCUGCAGGCAGCCACAGUGAACCCCGACCCCAGUUUGAAGGAGUUUGAAGGAGCUACGCUUCGCUACGCAUCGCUUAAACUGCGGAACCCCCCACCAGUUGAAGAAGAGGACUCCAGCAGUAUUAACAGUGAUCCAGAAGCCAAGUGUUUCGCAGUGCGCUCCCUGGGCUGGGUGGAGAUGGCUGAGGACGACUUGGCUCCAGGGAAGAGCAGUGUUGCUGUUAACAACUGCAUCCGGCAACUGUCCUACUGCAAGAAUGACAUUCGGGACACGGUUGGCAUCUGGGGAGAGGGAAAAGACAUGUACCUGGUGCUGGAGAAUAACAUGUUGAACUUGGUUGACCCCAUGGACCGCAGUGUGCUCCACUCUCAGCCAAUAGCAAGCAUCCGUGUCUGGGGCGUAGGCCGGGACAAUGGAAGGGACUUUGCGUAUGUGGCACGAGACAAAAACACAAGGAUCCUGAAAUGUCAUGUGUUCCGCUGUGACACGCCUGCAAAAGCCAUCGCCACCAGCCUGCACGAGAUCUGUUCCCGGAUAAUGACAGAGCGGAAGAAUGCCAAAGCCAUGGCUGGGGGCUCUCUACAGGACAGGAUGCAGGCAGGACUAGACCUCCCUCUGCAAGCAGAGUUCCCCACGCCAAAGACGGAGCUGGUGCAGAAGUUUCAGGUUCUCUACCUUGGGAUGAUGCCUGUAGCCCGUCCAAUAGGUAUGGACAUCCUGAACGGGGCAAUAGAUAGUCUGGUUGGUUCUUCUAACAGAGAGGACUGGGCUGCAGUGGCUCUUAAUGUGGCAGAUGCUACUGUCACCAUCAGCAAGGAAAAGGAGGAGGAAGUGCUGGUGGAGUGUCGCGUGCGUUUCCUGUCUUUCAUGGGUGUGGGGCAUGAUAUUCACACAUUUGCCUUCAUCAUGGACGCAGGCGGGCAGCGCUUCGACUGCCAUGUUUUCUGGUGUGAUCCAAACGCUGGGAGUGUGUCCGAGGCUGUACAGGCCGCCUGCAUGCUGCGAUACCAGAAGUGUUUGGUGGCUCGACCCCCUUCACAGAAGGCCUGUGGCUCUUCUCCCCCAGGCGACUCUGUGUCUCGUCGCGUGUCCACCAGUGUGAAGAGAGGCGUCCUGUCCCUUAUCGACACCCUCAAACAGAAGAAACCCAUCACCGAGUCUCCGCAGUAACCACUUCUAAAUACUAUCAGCCCUUCCCUCUCUCCACAAUUCCCUGUCACCAUGGUAACCGGUCGCAUCCCUGCCUAAAAGAAAACCCUUCAGUCCCCAUGGGAAUCCAACACUUUGCCACCACAGAGCCCAGUAACCAUGGUAACAAGAGCCAGAGCCUGGGGGGUCGGGAGACUUGUUUGUUUUUGGGGGAAUUUGGAAUGUUGUUCGGAGUUUGGAGAGUUGUCAGGAAUCGGUCCUUUUAGCUCUUAAGUAGUAAUUCAGUUUUUCUCCCAAAACCCCCCAAGAUCAAUAAUACUCCAUUCCCAUACCAGGAAGAAACCCUUAAGAUAGCAGGUGAAAUUGCAGGCUUACAAGACCAGCCUGGCAAUAACCUCAGGAGACUAUUGGAUAGAAGCUGAGUGAUGGUUAUAAGGGUGAUUGUGUACAUAGAAGCAACUUUCAUCCCCCCUCAGCAUCAAGGAGGUAUGUGGAAAGAGCUAAUAUUGAUGAACUUACAAACAAAGAAGGAGGAGGUGCUCUUCUGGGUCCAGUGGAAGCAUUGCUGCCUGAACUCUUGAAUUCCUCUCCACACUCUUAAUAUCUUUGUGUCUGUGCCUGUGUCUCCAGCAUGACCUCAUACACCUGGCCACCCCUUUUUCAUGCAACUAGGAAUGUGUCCUUUGAGUCUGCAGUGGCUUUGUCUCUUAAUUCUGUUUCCCCGUCAGUGUCAGCAGACUGUAAUGUAAACCAAAUAGGGGUUAGGACUUUGAAAGCAGUUGUUAUUCAAUUUCCAACAUCGGCAAAGAAUGCCUGACAGAGCGAAGGCCACUACAGACUAAUUAGAUAUGACCCUACCCUCACCUACUCAGUCUAUAACACAUCCUAAGCUGUUCAACUGACCUUGCAUGAACAUUUUAUAUAAAUGUGAUACAUUCUAGACAAUAACACUUCACUAUACCGCUGUUGCUUCAAGAGAUUGAGGGGGGGUGAGAAAGAUCAAAAAGUAGAGACUUUCUUUUUCUGUCAUUUUAUUUGUUUUAUUAGUUCCCUGUCAGCUGUGCUUGACUUGCUCUUCUGUGUAAGAGAUGUCUGGUCUGGCCAGUGGUCUAAACGAGUGGUGAUCUUUCACCUGGAUUAUGUUCCAUUUACUUCCUGUUUUUAUUUCCCCAUUUCCUUUUGUUUUCUCUCAGAAAACCACAGACAGACGAUAGCCAUAUUGGUGGAUAGGAGAGGGGGACGGACAGAAAUAUUACUUCUCCCUCCUCUCUUCCCCUGCUCUUUAGCAACCAGUGCUAGCUUGCUACACCAAAUAAAGGAAGAAAGAAUAGGUGCGUUGCUGCUCUUUGUUACACAUGCUGGAGGACAUUUUGAUUGAUUGUUCCUUCGAUUCCCACCUCAGCGUCAGUCCUUGGAGGUUUGAUGUCCACUAAUAAAAGGGGAUGGAUGAAAUCGCGACAGCUGGAUUAAAUGAUGCGGUAAAGAAUGGAAGCACUUGUGUUUACGCCAUGGUAUGGUAACCUUGCUUUGGUACACAGCUGAAAUCUGAACUUAGGCCUCUGAACCAAGCUAGCAACUGCGAGGACGAGGGUCUUAUCGCAUCUCCGACCUCAGCUGAUCUCAGAAGGAAAUCCUGAACGGUGAUGUGUCUGCCGGACACGACAGAACAUUCGAGAGCUUCGAGGUCAGCUGUUAGCUAUCUGUGUCUCCAAGCUUCUGUUCACUUGAAUGCGCCUUCUGUGUUUAUAGAUUGCCCACUUUCAGUGUGUCUGUCUUUAUCAGUGCCACUAGAUCACUUGCAUUUUUGUCAGUGUUCUUCUCACGUGAAUCUCAGUUCUAAGUUGUGUAUACCUACUGACCUGGCAUGUUUUUAACUGGCACAGGCAACUUAGUAGGAAUUACUGCUAGCCAGUCUUACCAUACAUUAGUCUGCAAGAUUUUACCAACAGUUCCUCUUAAAUACAAUAGCAAUGGUGCAUCUGAACUGCAAGGAACACAAAUUCUGGACUCAACUACAGCUCACUAUGACAAUGUGUCUGGCACCUUAACUUAAAGUCCACAGUGAGCAUGUGCGGAGGUCGUAGGUUCUGAAAGUAGAACUGAGAUUCUGGCGAGAUAAAUCAACCACAACGCCUUCUUUUGUCACAGGACGUGGAAAUGUGAAUGAGAUGAUGAGUUUGUGUGUAAAUAAUAUCCAUAUCUUGUAACAUUGGCAUUAAUCACCAUAUAAGCUAUGUUUUUAUUUUUGAAUGUCUGUAGUUUUCUAUUCUUUCCUUUUGAUGAAACACCUUUUGUUGUGAACUCACCAAACUGGCCAAAGUGUAAAAUACUGAUAUACAUUGUUGUAGAUAAGAAAAAAACAAGGGGAAUUAUUGAAGGAGAGAGAAGUGAUUAAAUUUUUUUUCAUUUUAUCAAUUAAGUUGAUAGAGAAGUUAACUGAGCAAUUAUCUAUGCAUUCUUUUGAUCUCAAGAAAUGGACAGUCACAAAAAGCCUUGCAUGCCCUCUGAUGGUUGAAAGAACGACUGUAUGUACUGAACAGAAAUAUUUUUUAUUUGAUUUUAUUUAUUCUAUUUUAUAAAGGUAUAUAUGGAUUUAUUAGGUCGGGCAAGUAGGUGAGUCUGUCGACUCAUCGUCUCACUCCCUGGUGAAUUCCCACUGCUCCCAACAAGCUCCAGCUUUGCAAAAUAAGGCAGGAAAAAGGAAUCUAUCUAUCUUCACCUUGUGCAGUGCAUAGAAAGGUUGGGAGUCUAAUUUGAAGGCUGAACGUUUGUAGUUGAUGGAGAGAAGGAAAAGGAUGAUGAUGAGAAGGAUGAAGAGGUGGCGGAUGAUGAUGGUAAGGGCAAGAGAAGACUCCCAGCCUCUCAUUUGAUGAACUCAAACACGCAAACGGAUAGGAAACACACACUCAUCCCUCACAGAAUAACGUACUGGCUUCUGUUUGUCGCUCACUGGUUUGUACACCAUAUCCAUGUAACCUGUUGUGAGAAUAAACAGAAUUAUCAA